UGAAAGCUUAUUUGGCUGCGGUCAUCCGCCGUUUUACCGCGGCUAUCCUGCACAUGUCUCUUUUCCAUCUACUUUCAUGGCCGGUCAUUCGUUCAAAUUAGUAUUCGCCGUUUUGUUUCUGGUCCAGUGUUUUCUAUGGUCUCGUGGACGAUACGGGCAAUUUCAAGCUGAUUUUCAGAAUUCUGGGAGUGGAAGUAGUCUUGUCAAACGAUAUCUGGAGGAAUUUUCAGGAUUAUCGGAGGAAAGGCAGUGUCGUCCUCUUGCGUUUUCCACAGAUCAGCAAUGUGCCCAUGUAUCCGAAUUUUGUGCAGGAUCUCGUACCUUUCUUUCCUUUCAAUAUCUCCGAUACUACUUCUGCACUGAAGUUGCUCUACGUCCUUCCGUCUUUGUGGGCCUCAUUAUCUGGCUCAUAUUCCUGUUUUCUACUCUGGGAAUCAGUGCUUCAGAUUUCUUCACUCCCAAUCUCGCAACUAUUGCACAACUUCUGGGCCUUGAUGAGAACGUUGCUGGGGUGACAUUCUUGGCGUUUGGAAACGGAAGUCCUGAUGUGUUUUCGACAUUCUCAGCAAUGCGAGCCGACUCUGGUAGUCUUGCAAUCGGAGAACUCAUAGGCGCCGCUUCUUUCAUCGUAUCUUGCGUCGUUGGCUCGAUUUGUAUCAUCAAGCCUUUCCACGUCAAUCCCAGACCUUUCUUGCGCGACGUCGGAUUCUUUGCGGUAGCUGUUGGUCUUCUUCUCGUUAUUUUGAGGGAUGGUCUGAUCCACCCAUGGGAAGCGGCUAUGAUGAUUGUGUUGUAUGUGACCUACGUUGCUACAGUGAUCAUUGGUACAUGGUGGGACAAAAGAUUACAACAACGCAGGGAACAUGAGGCCAUAGUACGUGCAGAGUACCGGGAUGACGAACUUUCAGUCCCUACUAUCUUUGACGUUCCAUAUAGAGAUGAUUCUUCUCCUGAACAUGAUACCCUCCCUGUUCCUGCUAACCCAAACCGAAUGCGCGCUCAAUCAUCUCCUGGUCCGCCUCGCAUUCAAACUGAUGUUCCAAGGCGCUCACAUUCCCGAACACCUUCUCCUACUCCUGGGUCCAAUUCCCCCAUGCCUCACUUUUCCCAAAUGCCCUCCUUCUCUUUGGUUGGCGCACUCGAAUUCCGCCAAGUUGUCGCGUCAUUGAGAAACGAGGCUUCGAGUUCUUCCCUGAAUAUUUUCGAUAGCCCGGUCACUCCUUAUGCAGGUGGUCAUUAUCACUCUCGACCUAGAUCUCGCCCAAGAACACCAGUAACACACGACCAUGAUCGAGAUCCUUGGGAUGCGGCACUGGCUCUGGACGAGCGCUCUCCUCAUGUUCGUGUAAUCCCAGCUCCGAAUGAUUCCCAUCCAGGGAGUCCUGACCUCAAUGGUAGUUCUUACUUUGACGACCCUCCAACAAGCAUGUCCUCUUCUAUCCCUACGAUAUCUCACACACCUGCUUCUCCUACGGGAACAGAAAGCGACGCUGAAUAUCCUCAUCUUCCUCUUUCUAAGUGGCAGCGAUCGAAAUACACGUUCGGCGCUUGCUAUCAUACUCUUUUCCCGACCCUGCAUCGUUUCCGAAGCCAGAGCGUUCUGGGACAAAUUGCUUCAAUAUUCGCAGCACCAGCAGUCAUGCUUUUGACAUUGACACUCCCUGUUGUUGUGACACCCUACAUAUUAACUCACCAUGCACGCGAAAAACUGGACAGCAGUCAUAACUUGAUCGAUUUCGAGGAGGAAGGAAUUGAGAGAGUGUUGAUAGCCGAAGAAGAGGUCGAAGACGAAAUGCAUGGCGUGGGCUUUAACAAGUGGUUAACCUCCGUGCAAGUAUUUCUCGGACCGUUGUUCUGUAUUGCAGUUCUCUUUAGUGGACAUGCUGAACAGGGUUGGUUAUUCCUUGCCAUUGCUAUAGCAGGUGUAGGUUUGGCUACUUCUGUUAUUGUUUUCGUUGACCGAGGCGACAAUAUGGCUUUCACAAUGGCCCGCUGCUUUAUGGGAUUCUUUGUUGCCAUUGUGUGGAUUAUGGCUAUAGCAGACGAAGUUGUCCAAGUACUUCAGACGUUUGGUUUUAUCUUCGGACUAUCCGAUGCUAUCAUUGGAUUGACAAUUUUUGCAGUCGGAAAUUCACUUGCGGAUCUAGUGGCUAAUAUGAGCAUUGCUGUGUUCGCCCCAAUAAUGGGAUUCUCCGCCUGCUUCGGUGGCCCAAUGCUUAACAUCCUGCUCGGCGUCGGGAUUUCGGGAUCCUACAUCAUCUCUCAAACAUCUGAGCCAUAUAAAUUACACUUCGGUUCUACUUUGCUCGUGAGCACCGUAGGAUUGCUAAUUCUAUUAGCGAUAACCAUCAUCGUUGUGCCCUUCAACGGGUACUUCCUAACGCGGACUUGGGGCAUCUUUCUUAUCGCUUGCUAUGUUACUCUCAUGACCAUCAAUGUCGUGGUUGAACUGAGGCAUUGAUGUCUCUACUGUUUACUUGUGCAACGUCUAUUGGGACACUUCUAUCUUCUAUUGUAUGUAUGUACUCGAGGUCGUCAACAUGUUAAACUAGGCUCCAUUGGUGUGAACCACACCUUGCUAGUAGUGAUUAAUGUAUACUACACGCCGUGAGUAGGUACAGCGCAUUGAACAUUUACAGGUGCAAAUUGUCGCCCGCAAGUACAUCAAAACUAAGUGCGAGGUGGUAUAGACAAGCAAGAAAACUAAAUAUCUCCGACCAGCCUGGCUCGAACAGGCGACCCCAAGAUUCAGUUACCCUGUUACAGUCUUGUGCUCUUCCAGCUGAGCUAUGG
Molecule: messenger RNA, 2793 nt
Organism: Lentinula edodes (shiitake mushroom)
Lineage: Eukaryota; Fungi; Basidiomycota; Agaricomycetes; Agaricales; Omphalotaceae
Product: Sodium/calcium exchanger protein-domain-containing protein
Exons: 6
Coding region: 77-2461 (794 amino acids)
Biological process (GO): transmembrane transport; intracellular calcium ion homeostasis; monoatomic cation transport
Cellular component (GO): membrane
Molecular function (GO): monoatomic cation transmembrane transporter activity
Source: RefSeq, a predicted model, not a curated record